CGCCGCCCCUCACUUAUUAUCUUCCGGGCACUUACGUAUAACAUGUUACGGAAUGGACUCUUAACAGCGCUUAGUCAAGUGUCCUUACUAGUAAAUUAACUGCUUUUAAUGCCUUAUCUGAAUGGCAUAAGCUAAAGUAUGCACUCACAGAUAUUAUGUAGCGGCACGGCAGCGGCUGUCGCUGCCCGUAGAAUGAGGAAUAUCCUCGGUUGUGUUCUGGGCAGAGACAGCUGGAUGUGGAAGACACAUGAGGUCAAACUUCUUAACACUUCUUCAGGUGACACAGUGCAAAUUGGAGACAUUUCAUACAAAUUAAAAGCCCCACGGAAUCCUGAACUAGUUCCAGUGAAGCACAUUUCAGACUCUAUACCUCAGACAGUGGCUCAACAUCUACGAUGGAUCAUGCAGAAAGACAUUUUAGGACAGGACGUGUUUCUUAUAGGCCCCCCUGGACCUCUGAGACGAUCGAUUGCUAUGCGGUACCUUGAGUUGACGAAGCGUGAAGUGGAGUAUGUGGCUCUGUCCAGAGACACCACUGAGACUGACCUGAAGCAGAGGCGGGAGAUCCGGUCAGGAACAGCCUUCUACAUUGAUCAGUGUGCGGUUCGGGCGGCGACCCAGGGGCGGGUUCUGGUGUUGGAAGGUCUCGAAAAGGCAGAGAGAAAUGUCCUGCCGGUCCUCAACAACCUGCUGGAGAAUCGGGAGAUGCAGCUGGAGGAUGGACGCUUCUUGAUGUCAGCAGAACGUUACGACAAGCUGCUGCAGGAGCACACCAAAGAAGAACUGGACAGCUGGAAGAUUGUGCGAGUGAGUGAGGACUUCCGGGUGAUAGCUCUCGGCCUUCCUGUCCCAAAGUACAAAGGCAACCCUCUGGACCCCCCCUUGCGCUCUCGCUUCCAGGCUAGAGACAUCUACUACUUGCCAUUCAAGGACCAACUGGAACUGUUGUACUCUGCAGGACCAAAUGUAUCUGCAGAAAGAGUGUCACAGCUUCUGUCUUUAGCAACGACCUUAUGCUCCCAGGAAUCAUCUACCCUGGGACUUCCUGACUUUCCAGUUGACAACCUUCUUUCUGGCAUCAACAUCUUGAAUGCGUUCCCCAUGUUGUCCUCCCAGCAGCUGGUCCAGAGACUUUACCCUUACAACAAUAUCUUAGGGAAAGAAGGACGUUCAGCAGUGGAAGGUGUUCUCAGUCGGUUCGAGCUGUUGGAUGGACGGCGGCAGCAGCAACCCAGUUCCAUUCAGAGUGUAUCUAGGACACACAGUGUUGAAGGAACAGCUGAUGUCACCUUACUAGUUGCGAACAAAGGCAUCACCUUUCAGGUCCCUGCUGGUGCCAAAGAGCUCCGCCCCCCCAACAGCGGCCCCACCUUCAUCACCACGGCCAGUCACUCACAACUGAUCGCAGAAAUGAUGCAGUCACACAUGGUUAAGGACAUCUGUCUGAUUGGCGCCAAGGGUUGCGGCAAGUCUGUGAUUGCGAGGGAGUUUGCAGAGAUGCUGGGUUACAGCAUUGAGCCUGUCAUGCUCUACCAGGACAUGACAGCGCGGGACCUUCUCCAGCAGCGAUACACUCUUCCCAAUGGUGACACAGCAUGGCGGCCUUCGCCUCUAGUGACUGCUGCCUUGGAAGGCAAACUGCUUUUGCUGGAUGGAAUACACAGGGUCAAUCUUGGAACUUUGGCAGUCCUCUCAAGGUUGCUUCACGACAGGGAACUGGAUCUGUAUGACGGGACCAGGCUACUGCGGUGGGACCGAUACCAGACCCUGAAGGAGCACCUACAGUACACGGAUGAACAACUGAAGGAGAGGUCAAUCUUCCCCAUUCACCCAUCGUUCAGGGUGCUUGCCCUAGCAGAGCCCCCUGUGGUGGGCGCCAGUACGGCCGGCAGCAACAGCAAGGGUCAGCAGUGGUUGGGCCCAGAGCUGCUCACUAUGUUCCUCUACCACACAGUCCAUCCUCUGUCCAGAACUGAGGAGAUCACUCUCAUCCAAGGGCUGACUCCCAAUGUUCCUCCAGAAGCUGUAGAGCAACUGUUGCAUCUUACACACGGUCUCCGCCAAACAAAUGAUCAAACAGCUCUGUCUCUGGCUUCUUCUCUUUCCACCAGACAGCUACUGAGGAUCUGUCGCCGGCUCUCGCAGUACCCCGAGGAGAGUGUCGCCCACGCUGUCAAUAAGGCCUGUCUCUCGAGGUUCCUUCCCAGUCUGGCUCGAGCUUCACUACAGAAAAGUUUGGCCAAUUGCUCCAUAAAAGAAACCUCAGAUGCUACUGAACACACACGUGAUUUCAGCUGUAAGGUCAAAGACGGAGUAUUGACUAUAGGCAAGGUGUCAGCUCCCGUAUUCAGGCCGCAGGAGACUCUGAAGGUUCCAGAUGUGCUUUUCUACGAUAACCCUCAGCACAUCAUGGUGAUGGAGGACAUGUUGAAGGACUUCCUGUUGGGAGAACACCUUCUGUUGGUGGGCAACCAGGGAGUGGGCAAAAACAAAAUAGUGGACCGUUUCCUACAUCUUCUGAACAGGCCGAGAGAAUACCUGCAGCUGCACAGAGACACCACUGUCCAGACUCUGACUCUGCAGCCGUCAGUACGAGAUGGAAUCAUCAUGUAUGAGGAUUCACCCCUGGUGAAAGCUGUGAAAUUUGGACACAUUCUUGUGAUCGAUGAGGCCGACAAAGCGCCCACCAACGUAACCUGCAUCUUGAAAACCCUGGUGGAGAGCGGCGAGAUGAUCCUGGCAGAUGGAAGAAGAAUCAUCUCAGAUCCACGUGAAUCUGAGGGAAAGGUGAACACCAUCGUCAUGCAUCCAGACUUCAGAAUGUUGGUUCUGGCCAACCGACCCGGAUUCCCGUUCCUUGGGAAUGACUUUUUUGGUGCUUUAGGCGACAUCUUCAGCUGUCAUGCUGUGGACAAUCCCAAACCCAAAGCAGAACUGGCCAUGUUGAAGCAGUACGGCCCAGAUGUUCCUGACGCUACUCUGGAGAAGCUGGUGGCUGCUUUCGGAGAGCUGCGCUCGAUGGCUGACCAGGGAUCCAUCACGUAUCCCUACUCCACCAGAGAGGUGGUCAACAUUGUCAAGCACCUUCAGAAAUUCCCUAAUGAGGGGUUGGCCAACGUGGUGCGCAACGUCUUUGACUUCGACUCGUACAACAAGGACAUGAGGGAGGUUCUGAUCGAGGCGCUGCACAAGCACGGGAUUCCCAUCGGGGCCAAGCCGAGCUCCGUCAGUCUGGCCAAGGAGUUGCCGCUGCCAGAGGUCAAGAUGACAGGAUACUGGACCAUUAAUCAAGGUGUCAACGCUCGAAGGAAAAUGCUCUGCCCGGCUGAGACUCGGAGGAUAGAUGUGAAGGGCCCGGUGUUCUUGCGUGUCCAGAGUUACCCGUGCAACAGACAGGAAAGCCGGGCGAUGAGUUUCAGCGAGGAGAAAGUCCACUGGCAAAUUCCCAUGAAUGAAGUGAACAUCAUUUGUGAUGUCACCACUAAAGAUGAUGUGAUGUACGUGGCCACGUGUAACCCGGUGUCCCUGUACUCCAUGAAGGAGCGGGGGGAGGCGAUACAGUGCAUGGAGCUGUACGACGUCUUCCCUCGCACCAUCAGCGGAGUCUGGCAGCCUUUCGUCACCGUCGCUCCUCUAGGGAACCCCCUGGAGGGGCAGGUGGUUCUGCACGAGGAGCAGAGCAACACGAUUCUCCAUCUGGACAUGGUCAGCGGUGCUGUGCGUCGACUCAUGUUGUCUCCAGAGAGCGACCCGCCUACGGCCAGAUCCUCAAACUGGUGGAGCAGCAAAGAGGAGCAGGUUGCCUACAAAAUGUGUCGCGACUUUUCUCACAAGAACUGGCUCCUCUUCUACAAGGAGGAAGGGAACCAGCUGGAGGUGCUGGACGUUCUGGAGGGCCAGGUCCACUCCAUCUCACUGCCCAUCAACUUGAAGUCAGUUUUCCUCGUGGCAGAGGAUCGAUGGCUGCUGCUCGAGAGCAACACCAACAAGAAGUUCCUGCUGACCAAGCCCAUGCACAUGGCUCCGGAGGACUCUGGCGUCUGUCAGCUGCACAGCAUCAGCGACGACUCGGCAAGCGCAGGUCACGGCGUCAGCUCAGACGGAGUUCAACCUCAGAUGCUCUCAUCUUACCAGCUUCCCAACGAGAAUCUCAGUGCUGCUUUGGACCAGAAGAUUGCUUCACCCAAUCGCAUCAUGACAGAUACCGGGUCGUACGCUCGGCUCAUUGUUGGCUUCCCAGAACUCAUGUCUCCCAACGAGGUCUACAGCUUCCAAAGACCAGCAGACCUGUCGGCCAUGAAGAGCGGGGAAAGCGGCGCCCACUCAUUCUUCAGAUCAGGACUUCGGUCCGGCUCAGCCAAACGAGACAACUGCGCCAGUUUGCUCUCAUCCAACCAGGUGGUCAGAGCGCUGCCACCUAGCAAGGUCCCCCUGAAGGAAGUCUACCCCAAAGAUGUCACACCCCCAAUGGCAGCAGCGUAUCUGGAAGUGACAGACCUGAACUCAAAAAAAGUCAAAUACAUUGCAGUUCCAAGGUCAAUGACAGUGUCGCCUUACACCAGCUGGUUGUCCAAAGUGUCGGAGUCCGACGUGCUGAUGGCUCCUCUGGGGUCAGGAGGUGUGGUCACAGUGGACAUGGGGGGUUAUGUCCGAGUGUGGGAGACAGGACUAGACAACCUCCAGAGAUCCCUGAUGGAGUGGAGAACCAUGAUUGGGUCAGAGGAUGGAAGACCAGUCCAGAUUACCAUCCAGAAGGAAAGCGGUUUAGACGUCACAGCCCCAAAACACGGAAAGAUUGAUCUUAAAAAUGCCCCUCACGUCGGUGGAAACCAGUGGGCUGGUGGAACAGGUGGAAGAGACACGGCAGGUCUGGGAGGUAAGGGAGGUCCAUAUCGGCUGGAUGCGGGACACAAGGUCUACCAGGUGUCUCAGGCAGAGAAGGAUGCCGUUCCUGAGGAUGUCCGCAGAGCUGCUCGGGAGAUGGCAGAGAAGGCUUUCAAAGAAAGGCUACGGGAGAUUGACAUGAGUGAGUACGACGCAGAUACCUACGAACGCUUUUCCAGUGCAGUCAGGAGGCAAGUUCAGUCUCUGCGCAUCAUCCUGGACAAUUUGCAGGCCAAAGGGAAGGAGCGACAGUGGCUGAAGAAUCAGGCGCUCGGGGAACUGGACGACGCAAAGAUCAUCGACGGGCUAACGGGCGAGAAGUCUAUUUAUAAACGCAGAGGAGAACAGGAGCCAGAGCUGGGCAGCCCUCAGCAGAAGCCCAAGCGACUGCGGGUGCUAGCUGACGUGUCGGGAAGCAUGUACCGUUUCAACGGCGUGGACGGCAGGCUGGAGCGCUCCAUGGAGGCCGUGUGCAUGGUGAUGGAGGCGCUGGAGAACUAUGAACACAAGUUCAAGUACGACAUCAUGGGCCACUCUGGCGACGGCUUCGACAUCGAGCUGGUCAGAGCCGACAAAGUGCCCAAGAAUGACAAGCAGAGGCUCAAAGUUCUGAAGACGAUGCAUGCUCACUCUCAGUUCUGCAUGAGCGGAGACUUCACCCUGGAAGGCACUGAGCACAGCAUCAAGGAGUUGGGACGCGAGGAAGCCGACGAGCAUUUCGUCGUGGUUCUAAGCGACGCUAACUUGGAGCGCUACGGGAUCCGGCCUGAACACUUCGCCCAGGUCCUGACCUCUGACCCGCAGGUCCAUGCCUUCGCCAUUUUCAUCGGAUCUCUGGGCGAUCAGGCUGAAAGACUUCAAAAGACUCUUCCUGCUGGAAGAUCCUUCGUUGCCAUGGACACCAAACAGAUCCCUCAAAUACUGCAGCAGAUUUUCACGUCCACCAUGUUGUCCAGUGUCUGAAACAUACAAAGUUGGAAAACAGAAACCAAGACCAAGAGGUAGAUUGGAGUCAUCACAUGACACCUCGCUCGAGAAAGAAGGAAGUGCAGGACGUUUUUGUGAUUUGCUUUUUGUUUCACUCUUCUGAAUGAGAGAACAUCUGAAUCUGACCCUGUGUGAACUAUGACCUGUGAUGCUCUGUUUUUACGGAUAACAAUGAAGAGUCAAUCUCGUACAGAUAGUCAUGAGGGUCGUCCCUCCAGCUCUGUGAGCCGUCACUGAGCGUCCAGGUUACUUGUGUACAGUGAUGCAGAAACAAGUCACCUGUCCACCAGUUCAUGGAUUUCUCCUGGCAAAUCUAAAUGAAAAUGACUGUAAAAUAAAAAAAUAUCAGACACAUAAUUGAUUUAUUGUUUAUAGUUGAGUAUAUUGAUCAUGUGAGUUGCUUGAAAUAAUGAUUUGUACUUGCAGCGCGUCUUGAUCCCAGAUCAUAUUUCACCCAGUCUCAGGAGGAAAGAGUCAUCUCACUGACGUGACAGAGUUUAUCUGCCAUCAGCUGCUGCCACAAGCGCUGUCGAGGUUGCCAGGCAAAAUCUGACGCCUUGUCCAGCGCAAGGUCGCUUUCAGUGGCCGGACUCAAACAACCUGCUGCUUUUACACGCUGUGUUCAGGUCCACUUUUCGUUCUGGAAUCCUUUUAUGGGCUGAAACAAACCUCACAGUGGGAGGUGAAAACGAAAGGCGACACUUGGAGGGUGCCAGUGUCAAUAUCUUGGCUGGAUGAGCAGCAGGGAAUUUCCCACCUGACUUCGCUUUCGCUCUUUCAAGGCUGCCGCUGUAGGAGCAUGUAUGAGUGUGUGUGUGUGUGUUCUCUGGCAGCGUCCAUGUCAACAUGAUCGCCCCCUUUUCCUUCCUGGCUUCUGGAUCUUGUGACACCCACUGACCGCCUCAGUCCCGCAUGGAAUCCCAGAUCACCUUUCAUUACUGACCCCCCAUUUCUUAACUGUGACGGCAAAAUGUCUGUCGCCGAGUUGGGUUUAUCAUAACUUGACUGUCAUGAUUUCAUUUUCUUGUUUCUGUUAUCCGCUUUUUAUUGUCUAUUUAUCUGUUGUUUUUCACACUAAUUUUGUUUCUGCUGUGUCACAAUAAUGAGCUCUUUAAGGCUGCUUUGUGUUGGACAAUAACAAACCUCAUUUUUAUUUACAACAGCAGUCAGAAUUUGACUCUCAUUUAAGGCAUAAAAUUGCAGAAUAACGGCUUCAUAUUUAUACACAAUAGCAUGUUCAACUGUAGAUACCUUUGCCUUAUGUGAUUGUAUAGAAUUAUUUGUGAUGUAAUUCAUUAAAGUUAUCAUA
This is a messenger RNA of Synchiropus splendidus (mandarinfish), 7180 nucleotides long. RefSeq names its product von Willebrand factor A domain containing 8 (gene vwa8). Gene Ontology annotation, cellular component: cytoplasm. Gene Ontology annotation, molecular function: ATP hydrolysis activity; ATP binding. The transcript has 45 exons. The record is from RefSeq and is a predicted model, not a curated record. Bases 139 to 5847 code for a protein of 1902 amino acids. NCBI's taxonomy places the organism in Eukaryota, Metazoa, Chordata, Actinopteri, Syngnathiformes, Callionymidae.